AUGGACACGAUGCAGAACUACAACACCUUUGUCAAUCCCCAGGACCUCGAGAACCAUGGCGACUUCCCAGACUCGUUCUGGCAGAUGCGCAUUGACCCAAACACCUUCUCGCCCUCGUACGAUGCUGUUGGCAUGCUACAUGGCACAAGCGAGCGCUCCAGCAGGAAACAGGACUCGGCACUUGACCUAACCUCUUUCUCAACCCAAGGCUACCCAUGCAUCAAGGCCGAGGACGAGUUCAGCAGUUUUGUAAACACUGCCCAGUCUACACCCACAUCCAACACACCCUCACCACACGACAACUUCAUCUUUAGCAACGCAAACUCCCCAGGCGAGUACAACCGGGACCAGAGCCAGACCAGUUCCCCCGAGACUUGCAAUGAUUCCCUUACCAACGACAGCUGGCCUGCGAUCCACAUCCCGCAGGCCGUCGAGCAAGCCAAAGUCUUCAUUGCGCUCGACAAGAACAAGAACCGGGCCGAAACUCAAAUCAAGACUACCGUGACAAUGGACCCGCUCGCUCCGCACUUCCAGUGGAUUCGCUUUCCUCGCCAAAACCUUGCCAAACCAAAGCAGAUGGCCAGCACUGAAGAGGUUGAAGCUAAUGAGAAGAACAACUGCACUGCCCGUUUGCAGCUUACUCUCGUUCUGGCGACUGCCGUGGAAAAGCCCGAAGGACUGGACCGUGCCUUCCGUCGUGCUCGAGGCGAGGAAGCGACUCCAAGGCGCCCACGUGGCGUGGCCAUCACAGACAUCGCCAAAGAUGACCGGUGUCACCCCCAAAAUGGUGGUGCAGUCAUCAUCUGUGAGGGUUGCAAAGAGCGCGAAGCCAAGAGGUUUAACCGCAAAAAGAAGCGCGAGGCAGAUGAUGAAAAAGAGUGGUCCAACUACGAGGACGACCGCAUCAUCAUGAUUAACGAGAAGGAGUUCAAGAGGUGGCAGGACAACGAAAAUCCUGAUUACUCUUUGAAUGCCAAAAAGGUUGAGUUCGUCAUGCGCAUAACAUGCUACUGCAGGCAUCAAGAAGACAAAUCACCCGUUGGUUACAGGGUCAUAUUCACCUUCAAGGACGCCAACGAAAACGUUCUCGCACAGGAGAUCUCCGAGAUUGUACAAAUCACAGACGACCACAAGAACAAGGAAAGUCCCUCAGAAGCCCUGAGCUCCUUGACCAUUCCCACUGGGCCACAUGACUCGAUGCCGCUUCAGUACACUGUUCCCAUGUCCGAAUACUCCCCGACUGUCUGCAGCAGUCAGUACUCAUUACCCACGACGCCUAUUGUCCCACAAGCUCCUGGACUGCCGCACUCGCAGAGCAUGUUUUUCCCACGCGAGGCACAGUACCCCCGGAUGAUGAAUCCCACUCCUGCGACUCAGGCUUCCAACCAGGCUGGUAUGGGCUUCUAUGGUGCUGCAAUGCCUGCACCUGCGCCUACACAACAAUAUGCCACUCACCAGCGCGGUCAAAGCUACUUUUCACCAACAAUGCUCAGUCCCACAGGAGACCAGAUGUCGGCUCAGGCUGGUUACGCCCUUCACCGCCCUCAUUCUUUGGAUAGCUUCCCGCAAGCGUACAACUUUCAAUUCUCAACACAACAGUCGUACCCACAGAUGUACUCGUCACAGCCGCCAUCACGUGCCACCUCUCGGCCAGCAUCGCCAACAUGGGACCAAGGAAGGGGCGCGAAGAAGAUGCGCGCUCAGCCUGGGUUUAUGUUGUAUGAGGACUUUGAGGAAUGA
Molecule: messenger RNA, 1740 nt
Organism: Alternaria arborescens
Lineage: Eukaryota; Fungi; Ascomycota; Dothideomycetes; Pleosporales; Pleosporaceae
Exons: 1
Coding region: 1-1740 (579 amino acids)
Source: RefSeq, a predicted model, not a curated record